Molecule: messenger RNA, 726 nt
Organism: Alternaria atra
Lineage: Eukaryota; Fungi; Ascomycota; Dothideomycetes; Pleosporales; Pleosporaceae
Exons: 2
Coding region: 1-726 (241 amino acids)
Source: RefSeq, a predicted model, not a curated record
AUGGAUUGGCCGCAACAGUACCGCGCGCGGGUCACGGCAGGUGGGCCUGGGGAAUACCGCAUGCCAGUGGAGCGAGAUGAGGAAGCUGAGGAAUGCACUCCCGCUAUUGUCCCCAAGUUCGAUCUGUCUAAUGCUAUCACCAUUGCAUCCAUGAAGUCACCGAAAGAGAAGAGAAAAAGAAAACCCGGCAAACGUGACAGAGAUAACCUGCGGAAGGAGAACAGUCUUCUCCGACAAGAACUCGAAAAGACCUCCACGGAGCGAACUAAUGCAACGAGAUGCAUGGAAAUGAAUCACCUCAAGGAAGAAAACUCCCAACUCCGCCGAGAACUUGAUAACGCUGUUAUGCAGGGCGAACCUGGCACUACGACAAGGUGGAGGUUGGAAAUAUUCCAACUAGAAGAGAAACUAAGAGGCGCACUUCGAGAGGGCAAGGAUGCGAAAAGGAGUCUUCGAGCCUACAAGAACAACAUCACGCAGAAGGAACACAGGGUUAAAAUCAAGGCCUUGGAGCGUGAACUUGCAGAGGAGAAGGUGGAGAAUAGAGCGACAGUUGGCAGGUUAGAGAAGAUUGUCAGAAAUCAGAAAGAAAAGCUCAGGGAGGAGAUAUCAGAGCGCGAAAAGGCGCAAAUGCUCUUGUGUAAGUCAUUGAGCAGUGGGCAUGUAUGGUCGGGGUGGACAGAGCGCAUCUAUGAUCAAGAGCAAGGAUUAGUGCUUGAAACUUGA